AUGUCCGAUCAUCAUCACGACGAUGAACCACUAUUCCCAUUGGAAAUGGGUGAACAUCGAUUCACUCUGGAAGAUGCGAAUCAAACAUUAACGAAUCAUGAUACAUCGACUGUAAUCGAUAACGAUGAUGACAAUCGAUUUGUCGAUAAUGAUACAGGUGUUGAUCUCACACCAACAAAUCAAAUUGAAACAGUUCAAAUAACGGAAAAGACUGUUAAUCCACAAGGUGAACGAGUCUCUCCACAUGAUUUUCAAUUAUUAAAAGUGCUCGGUAAAGGUGGCUACGGGAAAGUUUUUCAAGUCAGAAAAGUAUUGGGUAGUCAUCAAAAUGAAAUCUUCGCAAUGAAAGUUCUCAAAAAAGCUACAAUUGUACGAAAUGCGAAAGACACCGCUCAUACAAAAGCCGAAAGAAAUAUUCUUGAAUGUGUCAAAUGUCCAUUUAUCGUCGAUCUUAUGUAUGCCUUUCAAACAGGUGGAAAAUUAUAUUUAAUAUUAGAAUACUUAUCGGGUGGAGAGUUAUUUAUGCAAUUAGAACGAGAAGGAAUAUUUAUGGACGAGAUGGCUUGUUUUUACUUAUCGGAAAUUUUGCUAGGCUUAGAGCAUUUACAUAAAGAAGGAAUUAUCUAUAGAGAUCUUAAACCAGAAAAUAUUUUACUAGAUGCACAAGGUCAUGUUAAACUGACAGAUUUCGGUUUAUGUAAAGAAUCUAUAUAUGAAGGAGGACAGACGAAUACAUUUUGUGGUACUAUUGAGUAUAUGGCACCGGAAAUCUUAACAAGAAGUGGUCAUGGUAAAUCAGUAGAUUGGUGGUCAUUUGGUGCGUUGAUGUAUGAUAUGCUAACGGGUGCUCCACCAUUUACAGCUGAUGACCGGAAACGUACAAUGGACAAGAUUAUUAAAGCAAAAUUAGUUCUACCAGCUUAUUUAACUCUAGAUGCAAAGGAACUUAUACGAAGUCUACUUCGCCGACAAGUUAGUCAUCGACUCGGCAAUGGUCCCGAAGAUGCUGAAGCAAUCAAAGCUCAUUCUUUUUUCCGCCAUCUCAACUGGGACGAUGUCUACGCGAAACGAUAUGAUCCACCACAUAAACCAGUGCUCAAAGGAGAUGAUGACGUCAGUCAAUUUGAUACUAAAUUUACUAAACAAACACCUGUAGAUUCACCAGAUGAUAACAUGUUAAGCGAAAGUGCGAAUCAAGUCUUUCUUGGAUUCACAUAUGUUGCUCCAUCAAUUAUCGAAGAUAUGAGUCGUUCACACUUUGCGUUCAACAACGGACAUCGAUCACCAAGAAAAAUUCUUUCGCCUGAAACAGCUAUUCAAGCAUUCAACUUUAAAAUGUCAGGAUCAAAUGGUAUGAUGGAACAUCCAGGAGCAGCAUCAAUUGAAGCAAUGGAUACAGGUGAUAGCGUAAAUCCGAUGUCAUCAUCUGCAUCGCGAUUUCCUGGAAAAUCAACGAUAACUACGAAACAAAACAUAGUUAAUACCGGUCUUCCACAAUAA
Messenger RNA from Adineta ricciae, 1500 nucleotides. Lineage: Eukaryota; Metazoa; Rotifera; Eurotatoria; Adinetida; Adinetidae. The record is from the annotation of a GenBank genome assembly.